AUGGACGUCACCGCCGAGUCCUUCCCCAACGACAUACUCGGCCUGCUCAUCCACAUCUCCGAGGCCGAGUUCGUGUCCUUUGACCUGGAGCUCUCUGGCAUCCCCAGCCGCCUGCCCAACAGGAAGCCCCGCGGCGCCGGACGACUGACCCUCGAAGACCGCUAUGCUGAGACCAAGGAGGGCGCCGACCGCUACCAGAUCCUGCAGGUCGGCCUGACGUGCGUCAAAUUCGACUACAUGGCCAACAAGUACGUGCUGCGGCCCUACAAUAUCGACAUCAGCCCGCUGCUGCACGAGCGCCUCGACUUUGAGCGCGAAGUCACCUUCCAGAGCGGCGCAUGCUCGUUCCUGCUGGGCUGUGGCUUCGACCUCGGCGCCCCCUUUGCGCGCGGCGUCCCGUACCUCUCACGUGACGAGGCCGAGAGGGCGAAGAAGCUCGCAUACGACCGCAUCGACAAGAAGAACGUCAUCGAGGACCUGCAGCUCAAGGACACCGACACCGAAUCGCUCGACUUUGUGCGCCGCUGCAGGGACGCCAUAUCCGCCUGGCAGAAAUCCGCCUCCACAGCCCUCGACAUUACAACCUCUACUGGCCUCCCCAAUGCGACUGCGUCCAACACCAAUGCGACUGCGUCCAACACCAAUGCGACCGCGUCCAACACCAAUGCGACCGCGUCCAACACCAAUGCGACUGCGUCCAACACCAAUGCGACCGCGUCCUACACCAAUGCGACCGCGUCCAACACCAAUGCGACCGCGUCCAACACCAUCUCGCGCUUCGAAAAGCGCCUCGUCCACCAACUCGUGCGCGCCGAAUUCCCCGACGCCGUGGCCGUGGGAAGAAACGACUGCAUCCGCAUCCUGCCCUUUGACGCCGCCCGCGAGGCAGACAACGUGCGCCGCAUCAAGACGCGCGUCAAGGAGCAGAUUGCGCGCCAGACCGGCUUCCGGUGGAUCUUCGAAGCGCUGGUCGGCGGCGACGUCAACGCCGACCUGCUGCACAUCCUGCGCAGCAACGGGCCCUCCGACCACAGAGACCGAUUCGACCGUGCCUUGGCGCGGCUGAAGAAGAACCGCCCCGUUCUCGUGGGGCACAACAUGUUCACCGACAUUGUCUAUCUGUACCGUACCUUUGUUGGGCCGCUGCCGGACACGCUGGAUGCCUUUAAUGGGCGGCUGCAUGAGCUGGCUCCGAGGAUCGUGGACACAAAGUACCUGGCCACGCAUGACGAAGGCGACUUGAACGCGAGCCCGACGCUCGAGGAGAUUGCGCGGGGGCUGCAGAAGCAGCAACUACCCACCACGGUCACGCACGAGGACCACGGCAAGUACAACGAGCUGGAAGCGUUUCACGAGGCGGGCUACGACAGCCUGCUCACCGCGACCAUCAUGCUGCGCUUGGCGGCGAAGCUGGGCGCAGAGCGCAGCGAGCCCACAGAGUCAAUAGAGGACACUACAGUCCGACCAGCGAAGCCAGCGCUCGGCGGAGAAGCCUCCGAAGGCGGCAUCUCGCUCGCCCAAGGCCCUUUAGCAUCAAACUUUCCCGCCGGCCGCGACAGAGUACAAACUCCCAUCGCCGUGGCCCCCGGCUCCACACUGACCGCGCGCAAGAACCGCCGGGCUAAGCGCAAGAACAACGCGAAAACGGAAGAGCAGACACGCCAUCGUUUCGCGACCAAGACCGUGUUUGAGAAACUGAGAGAGUUGAGCGUCGCCGAUGCCGCCGCGUCUGGGUCGGAGGAGGAGGAGGGAGAGGGGGAGGAGUUGGACCACGACACACUACACGCAAACGGCAACAGACGAGGGCAAGGCCAGGGGCAAGGUGAAGACGACGACGGCACACGACCCACAGGGACCUGGGCGGACGAAGAGUACGUGCAGGACGAGACGGGGUGGGUUCCCAUCCAGACACGGGCGCGGGCGGAGAUGGAGUUUAUUCCACACUUCUCGUCCUCUUUCUGGCACGGCUUUGGGAACAGACUCCGCGUCUUCGGCACCGAGGAGAGGGAGCUCAGCAUCGCGCCCUGGCCCGCACAGCACGCGUAG
This is a messenger RNA of Didymella exigua CBS 183.55, 2046 nucleotides long. Its product is annotated as CAF1-domain-containing protein. Gene Ontology annotation, biological process: nuclear-transcribed mRNA poly(A) tail shortening. The transcript has a single exon. NCBI's taxonomy places the organism in Eukaryota, Fungi, Ascomycota, Dothideomycetes, Pleosporales, Didymellaceae. The record is from RefSeq and is a predicted model, not a curated record. Bases 1 to 2046 code for a protein of 681 amino acids. Gene Ontology annotation, cellular component: cytoplasm. Gene Ontology annotation, molecular function: RNA binding; poly(A)-specific ribonuclease activity.